Molecule: messenger RNA, 1449 nt
Organism: Lodderomyces parapsilosis
Lineage: Eukaryota; Fungi; Ascomycota; Pichiomycetes; Serinales; Debaryomycetaceae
Product: DUF3112 domain-containing protein
Exons: 1
Coding region: 1-1449 (482 amino acids)
Source: RefSeq, a predicted model, not a curated record
AUGCAGUUACUUUCAUACCAAAACAAUUUCCCGCAUCCGGCAACUGGUUCCAAGCUUUUAUCUGCUCAAGCAAGAAAUUUACUAGGGAAGAAGAUUCCACAAGUAUUGGUUGACUUUUCUGCUGGGUCUCAAUACAAUUUAUUUGGUGAUUAUGCCAUGCCAAGUGAUUUGGCACCAUCGAUUGUGUUUACCGUUUUGUACACAUUAGUUGCACUCGGGCACAUUACAAUAUUUGGUAUUAAUUUUUCACGUGGACAUUAUUUUUGGCCCGGUAUUGGAUUCAUCUUCUAUUCCAUUUGCCGUGUUAUUGGAUUCGGUCUUCGUAUACAAUGGACUCAUGAUAUCACUCAAACCCCUGUUGGUAUAUCAAGUGAAGUGUUUUUGAUUUUACCACAGGUUUUGUUAACCAGUUUCAAUUUGAUUUUGGCACAACGAAUAUUCACAUGGAGACAUCCGGUUGGUGGAUCAAGAAAAUUGUUCUGGGGAUUCAUGCUUGCUUUGUAUGCUGUUGUUGCUGGGGUUAUUGCCAUGACAAUUGUUGCCGCUGCUGGGUUGCAAAUUUAUUUAUUGGGAGAGCCAAAUUAUCGUCGAUAUGUCAAGGUUAUCCAAGCCUCGUCCAUAUUGAUCAUUCUUUAUUCAUUGACCUCCAUCUCUUUGAUUGGAUUGGCAUUCUUCUUCAAGCCAACCAGGAAAGAUGAGAAUUUGUAUACAUAUCAGCCAUGGUGGAUCAAAUCGUUUAGCCCACUUUAUUUCGUCAAAAAAGGUGAGCCACAAGAAGCAGGAGCGAGUUUCUUGAAAAGAAACCACAACCAUCGUUAUGCUAUUCGAGUUAUUGCUGCUACACAUCAUCAUUACAAAACGGUCAAGGGUUUGAGUAACGAACGUGGUGAUUUGGCACAGAACGUGUCCAUGAUGAUUCUUGCAGUGACAACAUUAAUUAUCUUUUUGUCCUCUGUAUUGAGAGCAGUUGUUUGUUUCCAAGCACGGAGCAAGUACGAUCGCUCAGCGGUUGGUUCACCAGCAAUGAUGUAUGUAUUUUGGGGAGGCUUGGAAGUUUUUGUCAAUUUGUUGUACUUGGUUGGAAGAGUAGAUUUGAGAUUCUACAGGCCAGAUAGAUUGCCGAAAUCAGUGAGACAGAUAGUGACUGCUGAACAAUCCUUAUACCCAUCAGAGAUUGAAAGCGAUGAAGAAGCCAAUUCAUACGGAGAAGGAAAAGAAGAAUCGCAUGAUGGAUCCUCGGUUGGUGAUAACGAUCAUGAAGGAGGUUUGGAUGACUUUGAUUUUGGAGGCACUGGUCCAAACUCAUUUAAAUUUGACGAUGAUGAUGAUGAUGAUUCUGAAGGUUUUGACUUUACUGGAAAUCAUAAUCAAAAGAGCCAUGACGUGAAGACGACUGUCCCAUACCCAUACCAUGAUAAACUGGAUGUUGAAUCUGAAUUCCAUUUCUGA